Carica papaya (papaya) is the source of this 1016-nucleotide messenger RNA. Lineage: Eukaryota; Viridiplantae; Streptophyta; Magnoliopsida; Brassicales; Caricaceae. The record is from RefSeq and is a predicted model, not a curated record.
GGAUUCCCAUAUGACUUUUAGUUCCACAUGGCUCACUCUUUGCUUCUCCUCUGCCUCCUCCUUUCUUUCCUCAUCUCCUUCACCAACCAUGGCAUCGACGACGACGAACCUACCACCGGCCGUACAAAUCCAGAUGAUGCCCCCUGCAAUCUCCGGUCAAGGACCUUCAUUGCAGUGAAAAUGUGGUGCUUAUUCGUCGUCUUUGUAAGCGCAUUUUUGGCGGAUUGUCGCCGUGCUUCUUGAAGUGGAACGAGGGGUUCUUGGUUCUGGGAACUCAGUUUGCUGGAAGGGUGUUUCUAGGUACUGACACGAUGCAUUUCUUGAGCAAUGCCAAUGAGAGUUUUGGUGAUUUGAUGACGCAGAGUGGCGACAUGGAAGCUCAAGGUUAUGUUCGUAAUGGUUUUGUUCCUUUUCCGUUAAAACUCGCACAUUUUUUCUCCAUAACAAGGGGUCUCAAGCAGGGAAAAGACGACGGUCACAAUAUUCAGGUUUCUAUUGGCAGAAAAGCCACCCACUUCAAACACUCUUCAUUUGCAACAGUCAUCUCACUUGGAGACAACAUUCUCUUGAUUGUAGCCUUGUGCUUCCACUCUGUUUUUGAAGGUGUUGCCAUAGGAGUUGAAGAGACCAAAGUCGAUGCCUGGAAAGCUUUAUGAACCAUCAACUUGCACGAGAUAUUUGCAGCUAUUACAAUGGGAAUAACUCUCUUCAUAAUGAUCCCAGAUCGCCCUUUUAUAUUGUGUGCAAAGUAUGGAUUUGCAUUUGCUGUUUCGAGCUCAGUUGCGGUGCCAAUUGGGAUUGUGAUUGAUGCCACAACCCAGGGUGUAGUUACAAACUGGAUUUUUGCCAUAUCAAUUGCUGUAGCAUGUGGUGUUUUCAUCUAUGUACCAAUAAAUCAUCUGAUACCCAAGGGAUACAUACCUCAGAAGCCGACUGUUGAGACCCCCCUUUUAAAAUUUUUGACUAUUUUGUUGGGUAUUUGUGUGAUUGCUGUUGUCAUGACCUGGAACACCUGA